AUGCAAAGUCCGAAUUCAUCUCAUCUGAACGAAAAUACCGUCUUUGAACUUUUUCACAUUGCCACUGUAUGCAAAAAUGUCAUUCAAGACGCCGAACGUUUAAUUGUUCGAGAGAAUCGACAAAAACCUUUCAGUGAGGAACAACAGGCUCAUCUCGUACAAACGUGUGUCAUGUCCAUGUGGAAUGGUCCUCAAAAUGUUCCAUGUCUUUCAAAAUUAAAUUUAUAUCAACGAAAAUCUUUGGAUGAGCAAAUGGGUCAGACACGAGCGAAUAGAGCCUCGAUGAACAAAUCGAAUUGGCAAUUGAAUUCGGAAUUUAUUCAUUCACCCAGCACGAGAGAACACAUGUUUCAAGAAAUUGAAAGCUGUCACAAAUCAAGUGAUGAAUUUAAAGUGAAAUUUAAAGAAUAUCAUGAAUUGGUGAAUAAUGAUUGGAUGAAUCAUGGAACCUUUGCCACCACAUUUCCACAAGUCGUUUCAAAUUUGAAUAAUAGUAAUACCAAUGACCAUGAAACGAGUCUAUCUUCAAUAACUUGUCAACUCCGAGAAAAACUCUUAUCAAAAUUCACAUCUUCUCCAAAUGGUUCAUCAACAUUGAGCGCCUUAAAGAAACAACAAUUAGAUUCUCUCUCCAAACAAUAUUAUCCACAAGAAAGACAAGAAUUAGAAGAAUGUAUUCGGGGUCAUGCCAUGUCCAACCCAAGUGCUCUCUUUAAUUAUCCAAAUUUUUUGGAAGAUUGUAAACGAUCCAUUAAUCGAUUCUAUUUCAAAACUUCGACGCAAUAUUGUAAAAAACAUUUCAUGAAUUGUGUAGAAAAGUCCGGUGAGACUCUGAAUAGUUUGUCUAUUUUGCAAUCGAUGGAUUGUGCAUCAAGUCAUCACACUCCUGAUGAAAUUCAAUGCAAGAAUGAAUUUUUACAAUAUUUUGGAGAGUUGAUUCAGGAGAAUGUUGAAUUGGUUCGUCGCGGAUCGAGAGACACAGCAACCACAACGACAUCUACGACACCUGUUCCAGGAGUGGUCGAGUAA
Messenger RNA from Naegleria lovaniensis, 1029 nucleotides. RefSeq lists its product as uncharacterized. NCBI's taxonomy places the organism in Eukaryota, Heterolobosea, Eutetramitea, Acrasida, Naegleriidae. The record is from RefSeq and is a predicted model, not a curated record. The transcript has a single exon. The coding region runs from base 1 to 1029 and encodes 342 amino acids.